Messenger RNA from Symbiodinium sp. CCMP2456, 561 nucleotides. The record is from the annotation of a GenBank genome assembly. Lineage: Eukaryota; Dinophyceae; Suessiales; Symbiodiniaceae.
AUGCAGAUCUACCAAGCGUGUGGCAAGGUUCUCUUGGCAAUCAGCCGUGCUGCAGCUGACAGCUCCUGCAGCUUGCCUGGUUUCCAGGAGCAGAAGGCACCGGUCCUCCUCCAACUCGCUGCCUCCGCGAGCGCACGAAGUGCCGAGGGAUCUCUGACAGACCGCCUCUUUGUAGCUGGUGAUGCUGCCGGGCGCGGGGCGACACAGCUUGGCCCACCGGCCAUUGCGAUGUCGGCCAUUGCAUUGGCGCAGCAGCUCCUUUGGGGCCGGCACGAGGAGCUGCAAUCCCCAAGGCUUCUGCUACAGAUGCAGGAGGAGGUUCAAGACCAUGUGGUGACCUCGCAGCCGACAUCUGCGGGCUCCGACACCGCUCUGGCCCUGUCGGUCAUUGUUGGUGUGGCAGCACUGGUUCUUGCCAUUACCAUUGUGGCCUGCCUGGUCACCUACCAGCCCAAGCCAGAUUACAGCGAUAACGAGCAGGCUAUCCUAAGAACGAGUCUGCAGCAGCAACAGCAGGAGAGGAUGAGGCUCGAAGCAAGGCAAGAAGCAUGUGCGUGCUGA